Daucus carota subsp. sativus is the source of this 513-nucleotide messenger RNA. Its product is annotated as putative expansin-B2. Gene Ontology annotation, cellular component: extracellular region. The transcript has 3 exons. The record is from RefSeq and is a predicted model, not a curated record. NCBI's taxonomy places the organism in Eukaryota, Viridiplantae, Streptophyta, Magnoliopsida, Apiales, Apiaceae. Bases 1 to 513 code for a protein of 170 amino acids.
AUGGCUACUAGGCACCCAAUGCUCUCCUGUGUUUCCAAAUUGCCACAUUUCUUCCUCUUUUACGCAUCUUGCUUGCUAGUUUUAUGCAGCCUUAGUCAUCACUUGUGCCAUGGGUUCCGACCCAGGCAUUUUAACUUGUCCACGGCAGCCACUCAUUGGUCGUCUGCUGGUGCCACAUGGUACGGCGCCCCUGAUGGUUUUGGAAGCCAUGGAGGAUCAUGCGGAUAUGGUGAAUCUAUGUCACAAGCACCUUUCUCUUCUAUUGUUACUGGAAUUUGUCCAUCGCUUUACAGUUCUUGCAAAGAAUGUGGAGCUUGUUAUCUGGUGAAAUGUACAAAACAUCCUUCUUGUUCAGGCAAGCCUGCAAGAGUUAUGAUUACUGUUUUUUUCCCCGGAGGUGUUUGCGCGUCCGACAGAGCUCAUUUCGAUUUAAGUGGAACGGCCUUUGGCGUCAUGGCCGUUCCCGGCCAAGAGAAACUCCUCCAGAAUGCUGAAAAAAUAUUUCAAAAUUGA